AUGUCAAGCGGAAGAAAAACCCGAGGUCGCCAAAAGAUUGAAAUUAAAAAGAUUAGCGAUGAGACUAGCCUGCAAGUAAGUUUCUCGAAGCGUCGUGGCGGGCUCUUCAAGAAAGCCAGUGAGCUUUGCACUUUGUGUGGUGCAGAAGUUGCUCUUGUUAUUUUUUCUCCUGGUGGGAAGGUAUUUUCCUUUGGUCACCCCAAUGUUGAUGCGGUCAUAGAUCGUUAUCUCUCGUAUGUCCCGCCUCAAAACGAUGGUGUCACGCAAUUCAUUGAAGCUCAACGCAGCGUCAAUGUGUGUCAGCUCAAUACUCAGCUGACUCAUAUCAACAAUAUGCUGGACAACGAGAAGAGGCGUCAUGAUGAGUUGAAUCAUAUUCGCAAGAUGAUUGAGGAUCAUUGUUGGUGGGCUUGUCCCGUUGAUGGGAUGAAUUGGGCUCAACUUGACUUAUUCAAAAACGCAUUGGAGGACCUUAAGAAACGUAUUGCUCAACUUGCUGAUAGGCAUGUAAUUCAGGGUCCUCCUACCCAAACCCUGCCCUUUUUUGUUGAAAAUGGUUCAUCACCGAGCAUGCCUCUCAAUCAUCAAUCAACUCAACAUGCUCAAAUGUUUCCGGAUCAAGUUUUUCAUAACCCUAUGUUGCAACCCCAUUCAUUUGGUUUCAACAAUAUGGGAGGGGGAGCAGGAGGAGGAUAUGGAACCUCUGGAUUCUUUUAA
Molecule: messenger RNA, 717 nt
Organism: Trifolium pratense (red clover)
Lineage: Eukaryota; Viridiplantae; Streptophyta; Magnoliopsida; Fabales; Fabaceae
Product: agamous-like MADS-box protein AGL62
Exons: 1
Coding region: 1-717 (238 amino acids)
Biological process (GO): positive regulation of transcription by RNA polymerase II
Molecular function (GO): protein dimerization activity; DNA-binding transcription factor activity, RNA polymerase II-specific; RNA polymerase II cis-regulatory region sequence-specific DNA binding
Source: RefSeq, a predicted model, not a curated record